AUGUCGUGUACACUGGAGAACCGCCGACAGCGAGGAAUAUCGGUUGUGUUCGUUGAUGUGCGAUUCAUGAGCAACAGGAAGCUCUUGUGGCUGAUUUGGGGUAUGUUCGGCCUUCAGAUCGUGGUUGCAUCCCGAUUCCAAGCAAAGAAGUGUCGGGGAGUGUUGCUGCUUGUCGGGAACCGAAAAGAACCCGCCGCCACCACUAAAAGGCGCCCUCACCCACCACCACUACAAUUUCGUCUCCGUAAUUUCCUGCAGUACACCAAUUUGAUUAUUGGUUCUUUUAGAUUCACAAAAAUCUAUGUUUACAACAAUAUGAAGGUUGGUUGCAGGCUUUUAAUUCAAAGCCGAAGCGUCGUUCUAGGAUUCAUCAAAUCCCCAAUGUUAAUUCGCAAUCACCAUAUCUCCCCACCUGGAUUUUUGGGAUUACGAUGUAUAAAUCAAGCCCAGAAACCCUUUUCUGUUACCAAUCCAAAUUGGGGCCAAUCUAGAGUUUUUCCCGCUACCUGUUGUAGUUCUAACAAGAAUGGUAGCAGUAAACCUCGUUACGUAUCGGAUUAUUCAACAAAAUUAGAAACUAGCGUGAAUGACAAGAAUUUCGAGAAGAUUUACGUGCAGGGUGUUGAUGAAUUAGAUGAAAAGACGCCGGUAGUGGUAGAGAAGAAAGAUGAAACCGUAGAUAGGGAUGGGGGAGAAUCUAGGUUAAAGAAUGACGUACAAAAUGAAAAUUUAGUCUCACUAGAUCCUACAGAGAGGGUAGAAUCAGAGGCGGAGAAAGAAGCGUGGCGGUUGUUGAAGGAGUCAGUUGUAACGUACUGCGGCAGUCCGGUGGGGACGUUGGCCGCCAAUGAUGCCGGAGAUAAGACGCCAUUAAAUUACGAUCAGGUUUUCAUUCGAGAUUUCGUCCCGUCGGCUUUGGCUUUCUUGCUAAGGGGAGAAGGAGAGAUCGUUAGAAACUUCCUCCUCCAUACUCUGCAAUUACAGAGUUGGGAGAAAACCGUGGAUUGUUACAGCCCAGGUCAGGGAUUGAUGCCUGCAAGUUUCAAAAUAAGAACUGUUCCCCUUGAUGACAACAAGGUUGAAGAAGUUUUAGACCCUGAUUUUGGUGAAUCUGCUAUAGGCCGUGUUGCGCCUGUUGAUUCUGGAUUAUGGUGGAUUAUCAUGUUGAGAGCAUACACAAAGAUCACUGGUGAUUACGCAAUGCAAGAAAGGGUCGAUGUUCAAACAGGCAUCAAACUGAUUUUGAAUUUAUGUUUGUCAGAUGGUUUUGAUAUGUUUCCUUCUUUAUUGGUUACUGAUGGCUCCUGCAUGAUUGAUCGAAGAAUGGGUAUCCAUGGACACCCUUUGGAGAUCCAAGCGUUAUUCUACUCAGCCCUAAGGUGUGCACGGGAGAUGCUUGCAUCAGAUGAAGGAUCCAAGAAUUUGGUGAGGACAAUCAACAAUAGACUGAGUGCAUUAUCUUUUCAUAUAAGAGAAUAUUAUUGGAUAGAUAUGAAGAAAAUCAAUGAAAUUUACCGAUAUAAAACCGAAGAAUAUUCAACCGAAGCAACAAACAAAUUCAACAUUUAUCCGGAACAAAUUCCUCAUUGGUUAAUGGAUUGGAUCCCAGAAGAAGGAGGUUACAUGAUUGGCAAUCUACAACCCGCACAUAUGGAUUUUAGAUUUUUUACCCUUGGUAAUAUUUGGUCAAUAGUUUCAUCUUUGACCACUCCAAAACAAAACAAUUCAAUAUUGAACUUAAUAGAAUCCAAAUGGGAUGAUCUUGUUGGCAACAUGCCUGUUAAGAUCUGUUACCCUGCCUUGGAAUAUGAAGAGUGGCGCAUAAUCACUGGUAGUGACCCGAAAAAUACACCAUGGUCUUAUCACAAUGGCGGUUCCUGGCCAGUUCUUCUAUGGCAGUUCACAUUAGCUUGUAUCAAGAUGGGGCGAAUAGAAUUAGCAAGAAAGGCGGUGGAUCUUGCUGAAAGUAGAUUGCAUGCUGAUCAUUGGCCAGAAUAUUAUGAUACCAGAAAUGGAAAGUUUAUAGGGAAGCAAUCUAGGCUUUACCAAACAUGGACAAUUGCUGGAUUUUUGACAUCUAAAAUGCUUUUGGAAAAUCCUGAAAAAGCGUCUCUUUUAUUUUGGGAAGAAGACUAUGAGCUUCUUGAAAUAUGUGUUUGUGCUCUUACAAAAACAGGCAGGGCAAAAUGCUCUCGUGGUGCUGCCAAAUCACAGAUUCUCGUGUGACAACAAAACCCUAUUCCUAUUGCGUUGUUGUACAGUAAUACGAUAUCAAAUUUUAGAGUAAGUUAUAGAUAUAGCAGUAUAUAAAAAAAAAAAUCAAAUACUGCAAUUUUUUUGUAUUUGAUAUCAUUUAUACCCCAUAUUGUUUUCUUCUCCGAUUAAUUGAGCCAGUUAAUCGAGUAAUAUGAAUCAUAAGUUACAACCUUCUUUUGUGGGAUAUGUAGGAUUAUUUUUGUUCUCCAA
Messenger RNA from Lactuca saligna, 2466 nucleotides. The record is from the annotation of a GenBank genome assembly. NCBI's taxonomy places the organism in Eukaryota, Viridiplantae, Streptophyta, Magnoliopsida, Asterales, Asteraceae.